Salvelinus namaycush (lake trout) is the source of this 1590-nucleotide messenger RNA. Its product is annotated as LRP chaperone MESD-like. The record is from RefSeq and is a predicted model, not a curated record. Gene Ontology annotation, biological process: protein folding. Lineage: Eukaryota; Metazoa; Chordata; Actinopteri; Salmoniformes; Salmonidae. The coding region runs from base 27 to 689 and encodes 220 amino acids. The transcript is spliced from 3 exons.
CCAAUCACCGUUCACCAUCUGUAAGCAUGGCGGCGGACUUCAGAUGGGGAUGUGCUGUGCUCUUGCUCUGUACGUAUUUGAUAUGUAUUUUAGCAACGGACGGUCAAGAUAACAAGCCCAAGAAGAAGAAAGAUAUCCGUGAUUACAAUGAUGCUGAUAUGGCACGGCUUUUGGAAGAAUGGGAGAAAGACGAUGACAUCGAGGAGGGCGACCUCCCUGAGCACAGACGGUCCCCCCCGCCUAUCGACUUUUCCAAGGUGGAUGCUUCCAAGCCUGAGGAGCUGCUGAAGAUGUCCAAGAAGGGAAAAACUCUGAUGGUGUUUGCCACGGUGGCGGGAGAGCCUACGGAGAAGGAAACCGAGGAGGUGACCAGUCUGUGGCAGAGCAGCCUCUUCAAUGCCAAUUUUGACAUCCAGAGGUUCGUGGUGGGCUCCAACCGGGUCAUCUUCAUGCUGCGAGAUGGCAGCUUCGCGUGGGAGGUCAAGGACUUCCUGGUGGCCCAGGAACGCUGCGCCGAGGUCACUGUGGAAGGCCAGGUGUUCCCCGGGAAGGCUGCCAAGAAGGAUGACAGCGCCAAGGCAAAGCAGCAGAACGAAGUGAACACCAAAAAGAAGGGCAAGAAGAAGUCAGAGGGCAAGAAACCCGACCUGGACGGCAACAGAGCGAGUAAAGACAAGGUUGAACUGUGAUUGGCUGACGAUUGAGAGAGCUGGGAUUGGCAGAACAAUCACAAGGCCCGUCCAGACCAGAAACAACACCUAGCUUCUUUCACUUUAGUAUUUGCAGAUCUGAGGCCAAUGGGUAGAAGAAUGCGUCUGACUACUACCUAGCCUUUCAGUCUGGCUUUAUGGAGCUGCCACAGGUCUGCAGACACUGAAGUGGUAGAGGCUAGGGGAAGGGACUUGGAGAGAGGUUCAACGGUGACACAGCACAAGACUGUUUUGUGGUACUGUGUACUCUAUCAAGCCUAUUAGAGUCAGGGUCAAUGACUGACCUCAGAGCAGAUGUUAGUGUAGCUUUGAGGUUUCUGGUUUAUUUUACACACCUGUCACUGAGUCUGAAGGUCAACAUGUUAUUUUGUACGGCUUGUCGAUGACUUGUCUCUUUUACAAUGUAGGGAAGUGACUUUUUUUUAUUUUGAAACAAGUUAUGAAUCCAACCAGUGCUUCAAUAUUACUUUUUGUCAUUGUUUUCCACUAUAUUGUUCGACAAACAGUACAUUUGUUAGAGGCAUUGUAUUUCAUUAUUCCAAUAAAACAUUUAAUACAGGAAAUUAUUUGAGCACAAACUGAUUUUCCUACAUGUGCCAAAACCACUGAUUUAGGAUUGAGAAAUGUAUAUAAUGGCACCCUGUUCCCUAUGUAGUGCACUACUUCUGACCAGAACCCAAGUACUGCACUACACAGGUAAUGAGUUCUAUUUGGGACGCACACAUAGAUAACUGUGAUUCUUUUUGAUUGUUGAUUUCUUGUAUUCACCUUCAAUAAUACAGUUGAGUUCAGUAUUGACUUGUAGCAUACAAUUGCAGUGGUCGGUCACGUGUACAUGGAUUUUCAAUAAAUUACAGAAUAAAAUGAUUUUCUUUGUCAA